GGGGCAGACGGAAAUUAGAACAACAGACAUUCCGGAAAAACGAAGAAUAACAACGUUUCCGGAAAAGGCAUUAAAAACCAUUCCGGAAAAACAAAAAAAUACAAUGAAUCAAAUUUCUACCACAAAACAAAGAGAAAAAAGAACAGUAGGCGUAUCAAAGAAAAAGCCCGAAAAAAUAACAGAAAAAAAACCGGAAAAAAUAACAGAAAAAUUAUUUAUUCAAGAAGAAGAUAGAACAACUAAUAACACGUUCAAAGAGGAAUUUAGGAAAAAUAUAUUAAUUUCAACCCUAAAAAAUCAAAAAUCCAAUAGAAUACAAAAUUUGGCUAAAAAGAGGGGAAAUAUUCUGAAAAAUAAAAAUAAAAUUAUUCAUCAUCCUGUAAUUACAAAAGAAUCAAAAUUAAAUAAACCUCCACCUCCUUUUAUUAUUUCUUCGGGAAAGAAUUACUCGUUGAGGGAAAAGAGACCGAAUGCAACACCGCUUGGAGCUGUUGCUAAGUUUCUCACUAGAGAAUUGCUUAGAAUGAAGAAUAAACCUCCUACGGUUGUAGACUGGCAAACAACUAUCCAACGAUUAAAAAUUGCAGCAGAACAAAGAAAUACAAAAAAGGCGGAGAGGAAUAAUAAAAGAAAACUUAAGAGACAACUCUCCUCAGAGCAGGAAAGGCGAUCGUUUGAUUCACCCAAAGAAAUAAUUGACGAUUCUGAUGAACUUGAAAAUGUUAAAAAAUUAUUUUAA
Meloidogyne enterolobii is the source of this 739-nucleotide messenger RNA. Lineage: Eukaryota; Metazoa; Nematoda; Chromadorea; Rhabditida; Meloidogynidae. The record is from the annotation of a GenBank genome assembly.